UGCGACAAGAGAACACGGCAUGGCGAUGACAACCCUUGCUCGGAGUGCCGCUGGUUCGGUGGAGAGAAUCGUAUCUGCAGUCUUUCAAGAGACACCAGCUACAACGACCAGCUGUGGGCGCAGAUGAUGGGGAACGGCAACAACGGCUAUAUCCUGCCUCAGCCCAAGCCCCGCGACCAAGCCAAGAAGAUCAAGAACAAAGGCGGCCCUCCUACCUUGCUUCUUGUCGUACCGAUGCCCAACUCUCGGGUCAGGCCCGACUGG
Aureobasidium pullulans EXF-150 is the source of this 264-nucleotide messenger RNA. RefSeq lists its product as uncharacterized. The annotation marks the transcript as partial. Lineage: Eukaryota; Fungi; Ascomycota; Dothideomycetes; Dothideales; Saccotheciaceae. The record is from RefSeq and is a predicted model, not a curated record. The transcript has a single exon.